Messenger RNA from Exophiala oligosperma, 1431 nucleotides. RefSeq lists its product as uncharacterized. Gene Ontology annotation, molecular function: heme binding; oxidoreductase activity. NCBI's taxonomy places the organism in Eukaryota, Fungi, Ascomycota, Eurotiomycetes, Chaetothyriales, Herpotrichiellaceae. The transcript is spliced from 7 exons. The record is from RefSeq and is a predicted model, not a curated record. Bases 1 to 1431 code for a protein of 476 amino acids.
AUGGAAGACCGCCGUGCGAUUAUGUCUGAAGUCGAGAAACACUCUUCGAACCGUAGUUGUUGGGUCAUCAUACAAGGAAACGUGUACGACCUCACGACCUUUCUGGAUGUACAUCCGGGGGGAGCGGCCAUUAUUCUUAAAUAUGCGGGCAAAGAUGCCACUGCGGUCUACGAGCCUCUUCAUCCUAGUGAUGCAAUCACAAAACAUCUCACUCCAGAGUCAAAACUGGGACCUUUGGUCCAAACACCAGCCCUCUCUGCCCAAGAGUUGGUUUUGAAAAAGGUGCAACCGGCGGCGCCAUUGAAGAAGCGGUUCAAGCUGAGCGCCGUGGUGAGCAUCGGCGACUUUGAAAGGGCCGCGAACCAAAACCUCGCCCCUCAGGCACUGGCGUUCAUCCAGGCAGGCGCGGAUGAUGAGGCGGCGAAACGAUGGAACGAAAGAAGCUGGCGGACUGUACGUUUUCGACCUCGAGUACUACGACCUGUCAACAAUAUCGACCUUUCAACGUCAAUACUGGGGACGAGAUUCUCACUCCCAUUCUUCAUAUCUCCCGCCGGCGGCGGUAAGCUUGCACAUCCUCAGGGAGAGGUGCUCAUGACCAGGGCCGCGGCCCGGCGCAAUGUGCUUCACUGGGUCUGCAACAUGGCCAGCUGCACGCAAGAGGAGAUCGCCAGCUCCCGAGGCCCUGAUCAAAGUAUCUUCUGGCAAAUAUAUGCCAAGACUGAUCUCACCGCCUCGGAACAUGAAAUCAAGUUGGCCAUCCAGAGAGGGUUCAAAGGCUUCGCGUUGACAGUAGAUGCCAUUCGCGCAGGGAACAGAGAGCGAGAUGUUCGACAUGGGAUAGAGGAGUUUGAGGAGGUCUCCGAAGGCACAGCAGACAACUCAGAUGACUUCACGACACCGGAUGGUGGAAUUUCAGCCAUCAGAGCGCCCGUCUAUUCAUCGUUUGACUGGGAUAGUGCGAUCAGCUGGCUGCGAAGUCAGACUGAUCUGCCUAUAGCCAUCAAAGGGAUUCAAUGUUGGGAAGAUGCAGCCAUGUGCAUGAAAUACAACGUCCACCCUUGGCUCUCAAACCAUGGGGGUCGACAGCUUGAUGGUGCACCUUCGUCGUUGGAGACCUUGCUCGAGAUCCGCAAGAAUUGCCCCGAGAUCCUGAGCAGGUGCGAUGUCAUUGUCGACGGCGGGUUCAACCGUGGGUCAGACAUCGUCAAGGCUCUCGCCUUGGGUGCAAAGGCCGUGGGCAUCGGUAGACCAUUCCUGUUCGCCUUGUCAUUCGGCGAAGCCGGGAUCAGCAAGGCCAUCGGGACCUUCAAGAAGGAGAUCGAAACCACCCUGGCAUUGCUGGGAGUUGAAACCAUUGCGCAACUUGAUCCGACCUAUGUUGACGCGUCGUCUCUACAGUACUCUCAGGCAUUGCGGGCACUCUUGUGA